Sorghum bicolor (sorghum) is the source of this 2560-nucleotide messenger RNA. Its product is annotated as scarecrow-like protein 8. Gene Ontology annotation, molecular function: sequence-specific DNA binding; DNA-binding transcription factor activity. The record is from RefSeq and is a predicted model, not a curated record. Gene Ontology annotation, cellular component: nucleus. Gene Ontology annotation, biological process: regulation of DNA-templated transcription. NCBI's taxonomy places the organism in Eukaryota, Viridiplantae, Streptophyta, Magnoliopsida, Poales, Poaceae. The transcript has a single exon. The coding region runs from base 363 to 2321 and encodes 652 amino acids.
AACGCCUCCCGAUAAACACCAGCGCACCCACCACCAAUUCCCCGCCCUCCGGCGGCUUGGCCCACGCCGUCAGCGGGAGUGCCGCCGAAUCGGUGUCGGAUCCCAAACGCUGGUCUCACUUUUUAUAAAACGUAACCGCAGCAGAGAUGGGGGAGGGGUGGCGGUUUUAUUAGGAAGCAAAUUGAAUUGAUGGCACCGGCUCCCAUUAGCUGGACCCGGCGUAGCUGUUGUUGUAGCCAUAGCAUUUGGAGGUAGCCAUAGCAUUCCAUUCCUCCCUCCUCGGUAGAUUCGUCUCGUCGCCGUCCUCCUCCUCCUCCUCCUCCUCCCCCUCCCCCUCCCUGCCCUGACCAGCCCCGCCCUGCAUGGAGCCAGGCGCGCCGUGGCGCGAUCCGCGCCAGGGGUACGCCUACGGGGUCGGAUCGGCGAUGCAGAUGCAGCUGCAGCAGCGGGCCGACGCGGCCGCCGGUGGAGGAGUGCUCAAGAGGAGCCUCGGCGAGCUGGAGAGGUGGCAGCACCACCAGCAGCAGCAGGUGGCGGCGCAGCAGGAGCUGUACCUGCGCACCGUCAGGCAGCGCACGGCGGCGGCGGUCGAUAUCGCCGCCUUGCUGGGAGGGACCCCGGCUCGGCCUCUGGUUCUCCCCGGGUCCAGCUUCGGAGGGGGCCUGGCGUCGCCUUCGUCCACGCUGUCCUCGCUCACCACCGCGUCCAGGGCGGCGGUGCCGCUGAUGCAGCCGCAGCUGCAGCGCCAGGUGCCGCUCAUGACGUCCUCACCGCAGACGCAGGCCUUCGGGUUGUCGAGGGCGCCGCCGCUCCCCCAGCCGGCGUCCUCGAGCGAGCUGUUCAUUUUGCAGGAGCUCGAGAAGCAGCUGCUGGACGACGACGACGACGACGACGAGCCGGUGGCGGCGAUGAGCGGCACCGGUUCCGCGGUCACCAACUCCGAGUGGGAGGAGACGAUACAGCAGUUCAGCUCCAUCGCGGCCGCGGCGAUGAGCGGCACCGGUUCCGCGGUCACCAACUCCGAGUGGGAGGAGACGAUACAGCAGCUCAGCUCCAUCGCGGCCGCGCCGUCGCCCGGGCUCCCUGCAGCGGCGACCCCAAAUAACAACAUCAACAACAACAAUAACGUGGGGAUGACGAGGUCACCUUCAAACUCUUCCUCCUCCACGGCGUCUUCAUCAGCGUCCUGCUCGCCGCCGGCGUCGAGGCAGCUAUUGUCUGAAGCCGCCGUCGCUAUCGCGGACGGCCACCAUGACGCGGCGGCCACCCAUCUGGCCGCCCUGAAGCGCGCGGCCAACCAGCACGGCGACGCGGAACAGCGCCUGAUUGCCAUGAUGGUGGACGCGCUGUCCUCCCGCAUUGGCCGGGCCGCCUCCGCCCCAGCUCAACACCUCGCCGAGCUCUGCAGCGGCGACCAGCGCGCCGGGUCCCAACUCCUCCAGGACAUCUCACCAUGCUUCCGCGUCGCCCUCCACGCCGCCAGCGUCGCCAUCGUCGAAGCGGUGGGCGACCACCGCGCCAUCCACGUCGUCGACUUCGACGUCAGCCUCGCGCAGCACGCGGCUCUCAUCCAGUACCUCGCUGAGCGACGCGUGCAGGGCAGGUCCCUGAAGGUCACCGCCGUCACCGACCCGAGCUCACCGUUCUCGCAGGCUCAAACGGCGUCGCUAACCACCAUCGCGGAGCCGCUGAAGAAGCUCGCGGAGCGAGCUGGCGUGGAGUACCGCUUUAACGUGGUCAGCUGCAGAGCAGCAGACCUGGACGCGUCGAGGCUGUGCUGCGAGCCCGGGGAGGCGGUGGCAGUCAACCUCGCCUUCGCGCUCUCCCACGUGCCCGACGAGAGCGUCUCUCCGGCCAACCCCCGCGACGAGCUGCUCCGCCGCGUGCGCGCGCUGGGGCCACAGGUGGUGACCCUCGUCGAGCAGGAGCUGAACACCAACACGGCCCCGCUGGCGGCGCGCUUCACGGACGCGUGCGCGCACUACGGCGCCAUCCUGGAGUCGCUGGACGCGACGCUAGGGCGGGAGACUAGUGCGGAGAAGGCCAGGGCCGCCGAGGCGGCCCUGUGGAAGAAGGCGGCGAACGCGGUCGGCCGGGAUGGCCCCGACCGACUGGAGCGGUGCGAGGUCUUCGGCAAGUGGCGCGCCAGGUUCGGCAUGGCGGGCUUCCGCCCGGUGUCGCUCGGCUCGGGCAUUGCGGAACAGCUGGUCGGCGCCCGCGUCGGCCUGCUGCCGCCCGCGUUCGCAGUCAAGGCGGAGAACGGCGUGCUCCGGCUCUGUUGGAAGGGGCGCGUGGUGACCGUCGCCUCCGCGUGGCGCUAGACCACCUCCACCACCACCGGGACGGCGGGCGCGCCAUUAUUGCCGUCACUAAAUCGUCAGUUACAUAAUUCGCGCUAUUGCUUUCCUCGUUCUCUUUUUUACCUUGAAUUGGGUGAGGAGUGAUGAGUUUGUCAUUGAUCUGGCAAAAUCCUUCCUAGUUGUAGCGACUCAUAAUUCUUAUAACUGCUCAUAGUAGUAUAAUAUGGAAAAGAGUAAGUUAUAUCGCGAUCUCCAGCUAA